Boleophthalmus pectinirostris (great blue-spotted mudskipper) is the source of this 2237-nucleotide messenger RNA. It is a transcript of the gene pgk1, whose product is annotated as phosphoglycerate kinase 1. Gene Ontology annotation, biological process: gluconeogenesis; glycolytic process. The transcript is spliced from 11 exons. NCBI's taxonomy places the organism in Eukaryota, Metazoa, Chordata, Actinopteri, Gobiiformes, Gobiidae. The record is from RefSeq and is a predicted model, not a curated record. Gene Ontology annotation, cellular component: cytosol. Gene Ontology annotation, molecular function: ATP binding; ADP binding; phosphoglycerate kinase activity. The coding region runs from base 135 to 1388 and encodes 417 amino acids.
UUUGCGCUAAGGUCACCGCUGUCACUCCCGGAGCUUCUGCAGCCGAAAGAGGAGCGGGGACAGGCGGACAGACACCCAGACAUCCAACCGGCGUCAAACUACAGCUAGAAACACACCACAACCGAGCAGCAAACAUGUCUCUGUCCACGAAACUCACCCUGGACAAAGUGGAUGUCAACGGAAAGCGAGUUGUUAUGAGAGUUGACUUCAACGUCCCAAUGAAGGACAAGCACAUCACAAACAACCAGAGGAUCAAGGCGGCGGUCCCCAGUAUCCAGCACUGUCUGGACCACGGGGCGAAGUCUGUGGUCCUGAUGAGUCACCUGGGCCGACCUGACGGAAACCCCAUGCCUGAGAAGUACUCUCUGGAGCCUGUGGCUGCAGAGCUCAAGAGUCUGCUGGGGAAAGAUGUGACGUUCCUGAAGGACUGUGUGGGUGCUGAGGUGGAGGCAGCUUGUGCCAGUCCUGCCCCAGGUUCAGUUAUUUUACUGGAGAAUCUGCGCUUCCACGUCGCUGAAGAGGGCAAAGGCAAGGACCCCGCUGGUAACAAGACCAAAGCAUCUCAGGAGCAGAUCGAUGCGUUCAGGGCCUCUCUGUCCAAACUGGGAGACGUUUAUGUGAAUGACGCUUUCGGCACCGCACACAGGGCUCACAGUUCGAUGGUUGGCGUGAACCUGCCGCAAAAAGCUGCUGGGUUCCUCAUGAAGAAGGAGCUGGAGUACUUCGCCAUGGCUUUGGAGAAACCACAGAGGCCCUUCCUGGCCAUUCUCGGAGGGGCGAAGGUGAAAGAUAAGAUCCAGCUGAUCGACAACCUGCUGGACAAGGUGGAUGAGAUGAUCAUUGGAGGAGGAAUGGCCUUCACCUUCCUCAAAGUCCUCAACAACAUGGAGAUUGGUAACUCUUUGUAUGACGAGGAGGGCGCUGGCAUCGUGAAGGACCUGAUGGCCAAAGCGGAGAAGAAUGGCGUUAAGAUCACUCUCCCCGUGGACUUCGUCACCGGAGAUAAGUUUGACGAGAAAGCAGCCACUGGAACAGCCACAGUCGCUGGAGGCAUCCCUGCUGGGUGGAUGGGUCUGGAUUGUGGACCUGAGAGCUCCAAAGCCUUCGCUGAGGCUGUGGCCAGAGCCAAACAGAUCGUGUGGAAUGGACCUGCGGGCGUGUUCGAGUGGGAAAACUUCGCCAACGGGACCAAGAACCUCAUGGACAAAGUGGUGGAAGCGACAAAGUCCGGCUGCAUCACCAUCAUCGGAGGGGGUGACACUGCCACAUGCUGCGCCAAGUGGAACACAGAGGACAAAGUGAGUCACGUGAGCACAGGGGGCGGAGCCAGUUUGGAACUGCUGGAAGGGAAAGUGCUGCCGGGUGUGGACGCUCUGAGCAGUGCCUAAACCUCUCCUCUGUUUGUGUGAAUGAAAGAGAUUGAGGUGGAUUCUACUCUGCACUAGUUUACUCUGCUUCAGCCCAAUACAGCCCUUUACAUAGGACCUACUGUACUUACGUGUAUUCUAACAAGUAUCUCAAAGAGUUUUAGGGCAAUGUCACAACGAAGAAUCGAAGUCUGUAACUGUGCUCCGUUCUUUAAAUCUUUAGAGCCACGUGCAAUUUAAAUUUACUGUGGAAUUUUUCACUGUAAAUUUUUUUCUCCUGUUAAUUUGCCUGACAAUCCGAAGAAGCAAAUGAACUAAAACUAAUUGGCUGACCUAUAUACACACACACAAAUCCAGUUAUAUUAUUAUUUAUGCUGCCCUAUUUAAACCAUAUUUGUGUCAAGAUGAUUAAAUGAAAAGACAGGAUGCUGCUUUGUAAUUCCAAAUGGGCCCAAGUAACGUCUCCUUUUAAGAAUAAAUAAUAAGAUUGUACAUUUUUGGUGCUUAUUUUCAUGUCGAGUUGUGAAACUGCUGCAUAUAAUCUACUAAAAUAGCCACAACAAAAGCACUUUCAAGGAUGAAGAUGUGUUUAAUCUUUGAAUCUUUAACUAUUCAAACAAAAUAUAAAUAAACUAAGAAUUACGACUAUUUACUGGCCCAGUGUAGUGUCGGUUUUGGCUGUUUCGUCCACCUCUGUCUGUGUGAAUGUGUCUGUAUUUUGGCUUUAGUCCAUGCACUGAGUAAAACGGUUAUAAUUACAUUGGAUUAACAAGGUAGAGUACUGUUUAAACGGUUGUUGUCUGCUGUUUUGUUUUCUACAGCGCUGCUUUCUUGUCCUUACCCCAGUAAAACUCUGUGUUACACUUGAAA